AUGGCCAGUAAAACAGUGGGGUUCCUGUUGCUUCUGAUGAUGCCCCAGAUGCACAUUUGUGGCCAACCAGUGUUGUCUCCCCGAAUUGUGGGUGGCCAAGCCUCAAAGAUUGGAGCCUGGCCAUGGCAGGUCAGCAUCUGUCAGAACGGGAGGCAUGUCUGUGGUGGAUCCCUUGUGGCGAGACAGUGGGUAGUGUCAGCUGCUCACUGCUUUAAACAGUAUCCUUUCUCAGAUAUCACAGUGACCUUGGGGGCAUACCAGCUUGGAAAUCUAAGCUCCAAUGCCCAGACCAUCCCUGUUGCCCAAGUAAUUUGUGACAUAGAAUUUGCUGGAACUGGAACAAGAGGGGACAUUGCCCUAUUGAGGCUCCAAAGAGCCUUGAAAUAUACCCCAUACAUCCUCCCUGUGUGUGUACCAUUUCCUUCUGCUGUGUUCCCUGAGGGCAAGGCAUGCUGGGUGACUGGAUGGGGACACAUCAAAUACUGGGAACCACUUCCAUCUCCUAAGACGCUGCAAGAAGUUAAGGUCUCCCUCAUAGAUGCUGACAAAUGCAAUGAGAUGUUCAGUGUCCCCCACCCUGGGUCCUCUGGUUCCAAGCCCAUCUUGGACAGCAUGAUUUGCGCUGGAUAUGAAAAGGGGGGAAAAGAUGCUUGCCAGGGUGAUUCCGGGGGGCCCUUGGUCUGUGCCCAAAACGACUCUUGGUUUCUGGUUGGCAUUGUGAGCUGGGGAGAAAACUGUGCACUCCCGUACCGCCCUGGCGUCUACACCCGAGUCACGGCCUAUGGUGAUUGGCUGAAGCGUUAUGUUCCUGGCUUGGAAUUCGGAAUUUGGGAAUUCUUGAGGUGA
Molecule: messenger RNA, 846 nt
Organism: Rhineura floridana
Lineage: Eukaryota; Metazoa; Chordata; Lepidosauria; Squamata; Rhineuridae
Product: serine protease 33-like
Exons: 6
Coding region: 1-846 (281 amino acids)
Biological process (GO): proteolysis
Molecular function (GO): serine-type endopeptidase activity
Source: RefSeq, a predicted model, not a curated record